CGUCAUUGCGGUGCGAUAGACGAUUGGUUGGACGCUCUGCAUAAUCUCACCGCCGAGUAGCGAAGGUUUUGUUCACCAUGUUGGAUAAACUGCUCAUUUUAUUUGCUUUGUGACCAGUACUUUCAUCAUGUCUGUGACAGCGGAGCGUCGUAGGCCCGAAGUGUAGAGGUUCGACCGAGUCCGGGUGGCUUCGUGUCCACCGACAGACCGCAGGCUCACCGACACGAACGGAGGGACUACUGUUUUGAUUUGGCUACACAGACACCGAUGAGCUAGCUCCAAUCUGUCAGCUUGAAUUCUGCCUUCUCUGUGGCUCCUGGCAGCAGGACAUUUCUCCCGCAUUACGAUUGAACUUUCCCCGCAUUGUUUUUCUCGUGUCCCUGGAAGUAUACACAUGAGCGGCGAGCGGGCGCUGUAAAACAGACUCAACACAAGUGUCGAUGGGGGAAAUAAGUUGGCUGGCAGGCGUCUGCGAGGGUUUCUCUUCUCUUCAUUUUUUGAGUCACUCUGUCACAAUAAUGGGGAUUUCUUUGCAGGCGCGCGGCUUAUCGGAUUGCUCUAAUAAUAUGUGAGUGGAGUGGAUGGCCGAGGCCUGGGCCUGCCUGCCUGCCUGCGUGAGCUGUUGUAUUGUGGCCUGGAUUAGCCCUGUUUACGGAAUAGCUGUCUGUCCUGCGCACACAUCUGAAGGAGGAUUCAGUUUGGAAUAAUCGAUGCGAUUUCCAACACGUGGGGAGCCCCAGGAGUGGGAAGAGAAACUGCGCUGGACCAGAGCGUGUGGCAAACUUGGACACUAAAGAUGAAUGCACUGCUUCCCAUGUGACACGCUUCAGAUCACACUGUUCUAUCAAGACGGGGAAGCUGAGUUCAUCAGAAGGGAGAGGGGCGCCACCUCUAACAUGAGGGACAUCUAGAGCCAUCGACUUUUUUAUUUAUUGAGGGGGGUGCGGGUUGUUUUCAUUUUUCAUUGUUAGUGAACACUUUUAGGCCUGCACAGAUUUUUCUACUUGUGGGGUCACUGCUACAUUAUACACGCUCAUGAUAUGAUAUGAUUUCCGUUAUUAGCCCCGGGCUACAGUCGCCUAAUGGUGUGCAAGCAAGAAAAUUAAUGUUGAGGAAGUGGGUCAGAUCCUUGUUAGCAUUAUGAUAAGGAGGCUCACCAGAGUGCUUUAUCUCCCCACAGAUUCACAGUGAACCCCAAAGCAGUUUCCUGUAUGUGUUCUCUAAGUUUGCACAGUCGUAGUGUUGCAGCCUGGUAACAUCCUCAUCACUUCUAGCAGCAGGAGUUGUUUCAGCAUCAUUGAAUGGCUACAAAUGUUACAAAAAUGAUGGCUGCUUACAACGGUGGCUCCUCAGCAGUGGCUGCCCAUCAUCCGCAUCACCACCACCAGCUCCAGCACCUUCCGCCUCCCCACAUGCACCACCACCACGCGGGCCAGCAUCACUUGCAGCACCCGGGCUCCGCAGCCGCCGUGCACACGGCCCAGCAGCACACCUCCACAGCUGCUGCUGCGGCAGUGAUGCUCAACCCUGGCCAGCAGCAGCCCUACUUUCCCUCUCCUGCCCCCGGACAAGCCCCCGGACCGGCAGCGGCCACGGCUCCCGCCCAAGUUCAGGCUGCCGCCGCUGUCAAAGCUCACCACCACCACCACCACCAUCAACAGCAACACACGCACCACCUACAACCGCAACUGGACAUAGAGCCUGACAGGCCCAUUGGCUAUGGAGCGUUUGGGGUUGUCUGGUCAGUGACGGACCCCAGAGAUGGAAAGCGAGUUGCUCUCAAGAAAAUGCCCAAUGUCUUCCAAAACCUUGUUUCUUGUAAGAGGGUAUUUCGGGAGCUGAAGAUGCUGUGUUUCUUCAAACAUGAAAAUGUGCUCUCUGCUCUUGACAUACUACAACCUCCACACAUCGACUACUUUGAAGAAAUUUAUGUGGUGACUGAACUGAUGCAAAGUGACCUCCAUAAGAUCAUCGUAUCACCACAGCCUCUAAGCUCAGACCACGCCAAAGUCUUUCUUUAUCAGAUUUUGCGAGGACUCAAAUACCUUCAUUCUGCUGGCAUUCUACACCGAGACAUCAAGCCUGGCAACCUCCUGGUUAACAGCAACUGUGUGCUCAAGAUCUGUGAUUUUGGCCUGGCCCGUGUUGAGGAGUCUGAUGAGGCACGACACAUGACUCAGGAAGUGGUGACACAGUACUACCGAGCUCCUGAGAUCCUCAUGGGGAGCCGCCACUACUCCAACUCCAUUGAUAUUUGGUCUGUAGGCUGCAUCUUUGCUGAGCUACUGGGACGACGUAUCCUCUUCCAAGCCCAAAGUCCUAUUCAGCAGCUGGAUCUUAUCACUGACCUGUUGGGGACUCCUUCUAUGGAGGCCAUGAGGACUGCGUGUGAAGGCGCUCGUGCACACAUUCUCAGAGGACCUCACAAACAGCCAUCACUUCCUGUCCUGUACACACUGUCUAACCAAGCAACCCAUGAAGCUGUUCAUCUCCUCUGCAGGAUGUUGGUGUUUGAUCCAUCUAAGAGGAUUUCAGCAAAGGAUGCCCUGGCUCACCCUUACUUGGACGAGGGUCGACUGCGCUACCAUACAUGCAUGUGUAAAUGCUGCUACACGACAUCCUCCGGCCGUGUUUACACCAGUGACUUUGAGCCAGUUACUAAUCCCAAGUUUGACGACGGCUUUGAGAAGAACCUGAGCUCUGUGAGACAGGUCAAAGAGAUCAUCCAUCAGUUCAUUUUGGAACAGCAGAAGGGGAGUCGAGUGCCACUCUGCAUUAACCCUCAAUCAGCUGCUUUCAAAAGCUUUAUCAGUUCCACAGUGGCUCAGCCCUCUGAAAUGCCUCCAUCUCCGCUGGUGUGGGAAUAGCUGCUGUUGCAUGUCAUCAUCUUUCCCAACUGACAAGCUGCUAAACUGGGAACAAGAACACGUGUCUCAGCGUCUUCUAUCAUCUGUGUAGCAUUUCACUGGAGAACGGACUCACAGGUCUGCUGAAAUAUGAAACAAAUGAAGAGAAACCCACUGAUAACUGCUUUUGGGGGGUGUAUUAGAGGGUUUGGUAUGCAAAUGAAUGACAAAAAAAUGCUCUAUAGACCAAAUGUUUUAAACAAACCCAUCUGCUCACUUCCAGAUAGUUAAAACUUAAUAAUUAUUGCAUCAUAAUGAAGUACAUUUUGUUUUGCUUUACACAGUAUAUGAAUACAAAACCUAAAAGUGAUAUUUUAAAAUUUCUCUAAUCACAAUAUGGUUAAUUUCCCAUCCAACCACCAUAUUCUUAAAAAUUUAAAUUAAAAAUAAGUUAUUACAGGUAUGUCCUCCUGUGUUCCCCUGCCCAUGUGGCUAUUGUUUUUACUUAUGUGACAAUUUAUUGCCAAAGAUGAGGCGCCUCAUGUAUAAAUGAUACAUAAGCAUUAAGAUUGUGUGCAAAUUUGCGAGAUUUGGGAUUUAUAAAAUGUUUCUAAUCUGUCUGCACAUGAUCUACAUUAUGCUUUGUCAUGUCUGAACAGACAAUAGAAGACUUAAAAAACAAAAAAGUUUGUUUUAGUUUGUCUAGUGACCAAAAAUACAUAGAUUCCAAUUUAAACAGAAGCGACAGUAAUUGAAUGAUGAAUAAAAUUCAGCAUAUUAAUUGAAUUAGUGUAUACACAGAUCCAGAAAUCCAGAAAAAUGCCAUUCUUGUUUAAAUAUAUGUGAAGUUUAAAAUACGUAUACACUGUAUGCAUUAGAACAGGUUGAUCUAUGUUUGUAUUUGCUAUUUUGCAUAUGAUUUCAGUGAUGACUGUGUGUCAGUGUUUAUACAUGAGGCUCCAUAAUAUUUGUCAUUAAGCUGACCCUGCCCUUUUUUGGUCAGGCAUCCCCUGAAAGACUAAUAACAGCUUUAUUACUGUUUGGAACAAUGAAAGUCAGAUUAGCAUACUGUUGCGCUGAAUUUAAAUGGAACCUGCUUUGUUGUUUUCUUUGUUUCGAUAAAUUGUGUUUAGUUGUUCAGUCUUGAAGGUGAAGGCAUAAAUGCUCACUUGCAUAUUAAAUGAAGAACAAUUGGACCUUUCUGUGAAUAGGAAAGAAAGGGAUCAGACAAAACUGCACCAUUACCAAACAGGACAACACAGUUCAUGUGACUCCAGAAAGCCUAUAGUCAGUUUGUGUACUGACAAAGGGAUCAGGAGUAGAACAGGAAAUUCUACAAUGUUACUCUGCCCCCUCCUUUAGACAGCCAUAGCUGUUAACAUUCACUUCAAUACUAGUGUAUGGCCAAACAACCCUUUCAACCUAACUGAAUAGUUUUUUAAUGAAGGAAUGUGUGCUGUUUAUUUGUGUGCCUCUUAAUUUUAUUGCUUGGACAGUUAGGUGACUAUUCUCUCUCUCUCACACACUCACACACACACACACACACACACACACACACACACACUCACACUCUCACACACUCUCACACACACCCAAAUGGAGCAAAUUUGACCCCAAAGAGCAUGAAGAAGAGAAUGAACUGCACUAAAGUAAAAGUGCAGUCUUUUGGUUUUUUAAAAUCUGGGUCUUAUUUCUGUGGCGUGGGCCAUCCUUUCUGUUUAUGAGAACAUUUUCCGUUUGAUUGUGCAGUAUCAAGAUUCAUUUAUUGACUUUUUUACUGACCUUUUGUCACAUGUUAUCUGUCUCUGGAUAAGCGCACCAAGGAAAUUCUUCUUUCCCAAACUGUCUGUUCAGAUCACCCAUUCAGACUUGCAGAGCUACAUCCUACUCUGACCUGCUGUCUUACUGUAGUUAUGCACAUCAUUUUCUGUUGGUUCACUUUGGGUGAGUAGUCAAUAAUUAGCUGGAUAAACAGGGGGGUUGUUUCAAACCUAUUUGACCACCCCCACCAAUGAAAGACAGACAAUAAAUAAAUAUGUUCAGUGUUACACAAAGGACAAUGAGUACAUUAUGGGUUCAAUUUAUUAUUUAUUAUUGCUUCAGUAUUAAAAAAAACUAAGGAUUUUCAAAAUCUUUUAAAAACUUGAUGGAACACCAAAUCUUCAUCUUGACACAAUACUACACCACCUAUGGCAACCAGAUUUUUCCCAUAUUUGAAGAGAUUCCCAAAGGUUGGCUCAUUCUGAACAUCUUAUAACAUCAUAUAAUCUUCACAGAGUAGCUGGGUAAUGUCAGUCACACGUGGGAUCAAGGUCUGUUUGAAUCGACACAAUAUAACUUUAAACCAAUUAAGUCAAUUUACAGUUUUAAACUGGUGUGUUCAGACAAGUACUCAUUUUGUUUGUUCUAAUAAAUGAUAGGAAUGAUGGACAGCACUUUGAGAAUCAGAUCCAGAGUGUAAAGAAAUCCUCCACAAUGCUAUGGAACCUUCAAAAAAGAAUGUGGCUGUAGUAGCUUACUGCAGGAAAGAUCCAGUCUUCCCUUGGAACCUGCUUUUGUAAAACCAGCAAGUCUGUUCUGCUUAUCCUUGUUUUGUUAUAAGGACAGAUGGGAAUCAUGAUGUAUGAAGCAUACCACGUUAAAGAAGCAGUUAAACCAGCAAUAUCAUAUUUGUUCUGUCUACUUGAAUAUAUAUUAUCACGUACUAUUGACCAACUUUUUUUUCAUGGAUUGCAUUCAAGCAGCUCACCAUAGGACACAAACAAGUAGCAUAUGAAUGACAAUAUAAAUGAUGGCAUGGUCUCAUCAGUAUGGCUUUUUCAAAAUGGUAAUCUAGUGCUAAAGUGUGCCCUGCUCCUCCACAUACAUGUACACUGUCUCCAGAAAAAAAAGAGCUUUGAAGUAAAUUAUUUAAUAUAUUUUUAGAAUUGUUUUCUAUUCCUGUUCUUGUGUCCAAUGGCAUGCAUUCUUCUCACACCUCAAAGUAUUAUGUAUAUAUGUUAAAUAGAUAAGUAAAUCUACACACCGACCUAAAAAAAAAACAAUACCACUGUAUAGAAAUUGUAUUAGCCUGCACAUUUCUAAGGCUGUGAAGUUAAUUUUAUUUUUAAAAUUUGCAUACAAAUGUAUAUAUUUUCUUGAUUUUUACCCUGCAACUAGGAUCUGUAGAGGACAACAAAUCCUAUAAUGAUUCACAGUCAUGUUAACUAUAUCUUGUGUGUAUAGCAGAGUUGUAGAUAUCUAAGGAGAAGCCUUUCUUUGUUAUUGUUGUUAAUUAUUUUAUCACAGCAGCACUGUGUGAAUAUGUAUAUAAAGGAUUCACCGUGUUGGUCUCUACCUCUUGAGCUCAAUAACUUGGCUUUGUUUACCCCCAUGUGUUUCUGAUUUUAGGUGGGGAUGAAUUCAAAACACUUGAAUGUCUAUUCAAGCUUUUAUACUGAAAUGAGAAAAAUAUACUGCCCCUCCCUGCACCCCCAGCCCCCACCACAUACCUUUCUUUGCACUAUUCCAGUGCAAAGCGUUCACCUGAACUUUUUAAUCAUCAGAUGUUUGUAUUACAAAGUCCUACCAAUAGCCAAGGGUUCCCUGACUGUUAGUCAGUUUUCACUUCUUGAUAGGCUAGGAUCUUAUGGGGAGGGAGAGUCACUGCUUACACCACCAUAGUGGCUGUGUUCAAAUCUCAGUAUUAAAGUUCAUUUUUAAUACUUUCACAAAACACAGUCUUCUUUGGAUAUUUUUUUUCAGGCUACUAACAAUUACACCAGUGUUUUCCUUUUUUUUUGUAUAUUGUAUUAUGUUUGUUGGGGUUCAAUGGCAUUUAAUCGAAUCAUAAUCCACUGAUUAAAUGACUGAAUAUGAGUCCUUUUCCAGUUUAGAUUUGGCUUUCAACAAGUAACUAAAACACAGAUUUCAUUUAGACCUGCUUUUAAUUAAAAUGUUGGUAUUUUAAAUAGUUUGCUACUAAAAAGAGCAAGAAGAGAUAAAAGUUCAAUUAACGAUUCAGUUGUGGCUCCUGAUAUUUCCUAUCUGAGAACUGUAUCCAAUAUGGAAGAGAGCCCAGCCACAGUAGUACAGAUGUUUGUUUAUUCAGUUCUAGUGAGCUGCAGGGUGCUUCUAUUCAAACUGCAUGCUGAGGCUUAUUUUGCUUGUUGUAGUAAUGUUUUUCUCAAAGUUGACUAAGACUUUGGCAACAUGUAUACAGUGGCUCAGAGAGUAAAUACAUCAUACAUUUAGAAAACCUUAAAAAAUAGACGCAACACAAGAAUAUGAAGAAAACACUGUCACCAUUUCUACAAUGCAUGCUGCAUUUAGAAAAAACAAACAAUCUGACUAACAAAUCCGUACACAGCAGAAAUAAACACACGGUAAGCACAGAAACUUUCAUGUGACACUAAAAACCAAAACAAAAAAUAUGUUUAGUCAUGUCUAAACAGGAGUAAAGAUCUUUUUUCAUUGCCUGAUUCUCACAUUUUUGGAGAUAUUAGUUAUACACCUGGCUUUUGCUCUGGUGUCCUCUAUAUUGUUAUUAUGUGGUGUGGUGCAACAGUCCGGAGCUGAUGUUCACGCUGUGCAAAGUUCAAAAUAGUUUAACUUGAGUGAAUACAGCUAAUGGCUGCAUAAAGACUGCCGCUGUGAUUUAAGAUGCAUGACUAUUCUAUGGAAUUUUUUCAGCUUAACUUUAAAACAAAACCUAAACUGGAAAAGAAAACAUGUCUCAGCUGAGGUUUUGUUUUUCAAUGCCAAAAUUUAGAGUUGCUGUUCCAGCUCUAUUUAUUUUCUAGUCUAACUAUACAUUAAUAAAUGAUGAACAAACUGAAAUGGUUGUAAUUAUUAUAAUAUAAUUAUAUUAUAGUUUUAGAUUUAUUUUUUUUUUUUUAGAAUUUGAAUACAGAAGUAUUUUACUAAUCACUGCUGCGCCAUCAGUUUUUAGUGUCCCCUGGAAACAUCUGAGGUUGUAUCUUAGUUGUUGUGUACAACCUUUUGUCUUUCGCUAUUUGCUUUUGUUUCUUUGUUUCUUAAUUGUGUGUUUAAUUUAUUUGUGAUAUUUUUGUGUUCUUAUUCGGUGUAUAUGUUGUCUAAAUAUGAAGUGUUUUCUUCAUGUUUCUCCAGUUUAUGGAGCUCUCUAGGCCACUGUAAUAUUGCCCAAAAGUAUAAAAUUAUCUUAAGAUAACUGCAUGUACAGUAGCCUUCUUACAUACUUUGCUGUUGACUUUCCCUGAAAUUUGAUUUCUGUGACGUGGCCAGUUUUAGGUGGGAUAAUCCAUGCCAACCUAUUAUAAAAAUUGUAGUGUUGUUUUUUGUUUGUUUGUUUAAAUCAGAUUAUUACUUACCCAUUCAACAAGGACUACUCUGAAAGAAGAGGUAACAGAAAAGACACAUCCUGUGGGUGUCUAUUGGAAACUGAAUGGGAAUUUUCUCAGGAAUGAGCAGCGAGCAGUGGUACAAGCUGUCACUCUUCCUCCCCAUCGCCUGUAUGUGUAGAUAUAUUAGUUUCCUAUAUGUUUUAUUUUGUGUUGGAAUGAAGUACUUGAAUCAAAUGAUGCUCAUUUUGGAAAAUUGUAGAGUAAUAACUGACAAAUUUAUGUGAGAUUAACCACAACUUGGCAACUACUGAAUUAUAUGGAUUCCUAUAAUUUGCUGUUCCUAAACAAUGUUUGUAUAUUUGAUGUUUUAAUCAGAUGCAUUGUAAUUUGAAUAAAAGUUGCAGUAUAUA
Molecule: messenger RNA, 8559 nt
Organism: Larimichthys crocea (large yellow croaker)
Lineage: Eukaryota; Metazoa; Chordata; Actinopteri; Sciaenidae
Gene: nlk2
Product: nemo-like kinase, type 2
Exons: 11
Coding region: 1302-2867 (521 amino acids)
Biological process (GO): protein phosphorylation
Molecular function (GO): ATP binding; MAP kinase activity
Source: RefSeq, a predicted model, not a curated record